GAAUCCAGUGAAUCCAGCGGACUCCAGCGAGAGCGAGAUGGACACGACCAAUGAGAGCGAGGGAGGAGAGAUCGCAACCAAUAGGAAUGCAGAGGAUGAUUUUCUGGCCAAUGAGGGAGCUGGAGCAUUCAAACCAACCAAUCAGAGCCCCGGGAACUUUGAAUCGGCCAAUGAGAGCCCGGAAAAACUCAAAUCGACCAAUCAGAGCCCAGGGAAAUUUGAAUCGGCCAAUGAGAGCCUGGAAAAAUUCAAAUCGACCAAUCAGAGCCCAGGAAACUUUGAAUCAGCCAAUGAGAGCCCAGAGAAACUUGAACCGGCCAAUCAGGAGGCAGUAUUCAGGUCAGGUCAGGUGGUGAGGUCAGUGGUGGUCAAAGAUGGAGAGAUAUUUGAGACUGAAGAGAAAGUCGGCCAUAUUGAUGAAGAUAUCAUUGCUGCUGCUGCUGUUACAAAGCAGCAGCAGCAGCAGCAGCAGCAGCAGCAGGCGGCCAAUGAGGAGGCAGGGAGAGGGCCGUGGGGGGGAGGUGGCAGGGGGAGGUGCGCCCCCUCACCUCUCUUCCACCACCGUCACAACUAUAUCAGCUCAGAGUCAUGAAGAUGCAGCCACCAAGAUGAAGACUAGUCAGGUCCAGGAGAAAACGUUCACAGCCACGAAGGUUACUUCAGGCACUAAGGAGGAGGAGACAGUGGUGACCCAGGAGGUGCAGAGACACACCCGCUCCACACCUGCUGCCGCCGCCGCCGCCGCCGCCGCCGCUGCUGCUACCGGCCCUCUCCAGUCAAGCACCCCCCCCGGCCCCUCUCCUCAUCCAGUGAAGAUUCCGGAACCUCAAUUGACCCAUUGGAAGACGAGUCUGCCGGCUUCAUUGUUCCCACGGAGUCCCAAGUAUUCGACAAUCAAGGGAACUACAUUACAACCACAACUGGCACUCCUCCACUGGUUCCAACCCAGGGCGAAAAAGGUGUCGGUGGUGAACCCCGACAGCGAGGAGGACGGCUCAGUGAUGGUCAGCUCCCAGUCGAUCUCGUCCCGGACUCGCACAGUGGAGACGACAACUUACAAGACCGAGAGAGACGGAAUUCUAGAAACUCGAGUGGAACAGAAGAUAACCAUUCAGAGUGAAGGAGGAGACGACCCCAUAGAUCACGACAAGGCGCUCGCACAGGCCAUCCAGGAAGCCACCAGCAUGAACCCAGACAUGACCGUGGAAAAGAUCGAAAUUCAGCAACAGCAGCAGCACUAGUUAAGAAGAAGAAGAAGAAGAAGAAGAAGGAGAAGAAGAGGAGGAGGAGGAGGAGGAGGAGGAGGAGGAGGAGGAGGAUUAAGAUAGAUAGAGAGAGAGAGAGAGAGAGAGAGAGAGAGAGAGAGAGAGCUAUUUCACACUUUUGCAGCUAGAGAGAGAGAGAGAGAGAGAGAGAGAGAGAGAGAGAGAGAGAGAGAGAAAAUAAAGCAAUCUCUCUCUCCUCUUUCCAUGUGAAGAAAGAGAGAGAGACAGAGAGAGAGAGAGAGAGACAGAGAGAGAGAGAGAGAGAGAGAGAGAGA
Scylla paramamosain (green mud crab) is the source of this 1540-nucleotide messenger RNA. RefSeq names its product protein 4.1 homolog. Gene Ontology annotation, molecular function: actin binding; structural molecule activity. Gene Ontology annotation, cellular component: cytoskeleton; plasma membrane. Lineage: Eukaryota; Metazoa; Arthropoda; Malacostraca; Decapoda; Portunidae. Bases 375 to 1241 code for a protein of 288 amino acids. The record is from RefSeq and is a predicted model, not a curated record. The transcript has 8 exons.